AUGGCUGAAAACUUAGUCGACGGAGAGUUCUGGUUGCCACUACAGUUUCUCUCCGACGACGAGAACGACGACGGCUUAACCACUCCCCCGUUUUCCUCAAAAGACAAACCUUCUCGGUUGUUCAACAAUGGUGGAGAUGUUCUUCCUUUUCCCUCUGAGUUCCCUUAUGGCUUAGCAUAUUCAGAUUUCAGUUCUCCGGUCGACUCGCUCAGUGGUUCAAGCGAAACAGAAAGCGACGAGGAUGAAAAACACAUGGCUGAGUUGACUCAUCGCAUGGCUCGUUCAACACUCCAAGCUGAUUCCAAAGCCUCUGAUAACAACUUGGGCCGUUUUGUGCCAGGUUCACCACAAUCUACACUAUGUGCUUUCGGGAGUGGUUGUCGUUGCCGUAAAGGUUCAGGUUCAAGCCAUGGAAGUCCUAAAGGUGUUUGUGAGGAUUCUUCUUCAAAGGCCACUUGGGAUCUGCUGCAUGCGGCUGCAGGGGAAGUAGAAAGGAUGAGAUUGAGCCAGGAACGUUAUAAUGGACCCUUUAAACCUUCUCCUAUUACUCUACACUCCAAAAACAACACUGUUUCAACUAAUCAUGAAAUGGGUUAUUUCACUCAACAUUCACUUUCUCACCAGCAAUUGCUAAUUGCACAAUUGCAGAUGCUGAGGCAGCAACAAAUGGCAAAACAACAUAACUCAAUGUGGGGUGGUGUGCAGAACCAAUGCGGGGGUGUAUUUGAAAAUCGACAAACCAACUCAGUAACACCAACCAGAGGAAGAAAUAUCGGUGAUGAUAAUGGUGUUGUCGAUGGAAUGAGAAACACACACGCAGGUGCUUUAGGUUUGUCUUCAUCUGCAUGGCCGACACUUCAACAUGCCAAACAACAACAGUUUUAUAAACAAGCCAAACAACAAUCACAGAUUAACAAUCAACAAUUUGGGUCUGGAAUGAGAGCUGUUUUUCUGGGUAAUGGUUCUGGUAGAAGGGAAAGUGCUGGCACUGGCGUGUUCUUGCCUCGUCGUGUCGAUAGACCUGCUGAAUCACGGAAAAAACCAGUAUGUUCAACUGCGUUGGUUCCAGCUAGAGUGGCCCAAGCCCUGAAUUUGAACCUUGAUGAAUAUGUAGUGGGGCAGCCGCAACAGCACUUGCAUCGUUUUAAUUCCAUCUCUAAUGUGGACAAUGUAGUCCCUCCUAGGCAUAGGGGUAAUUAUGGCCUUUCACAUCAGAAGCACAUCAACAACAAUGUCAGCAGGCCACAGCCAGCAGUGAGCAAUGAAAUCAGCCUUCCAAAAGAGUGGACUUACUGA
Molecule: messenger RNA, 1296 nt
Organism: Vicia faba (fava bean)
Lineage: Eukaryota; Viridiplantae; Streptophyta; Magnoliopsida; Fabales; Fabaceae
Source: the annotation of a GenBank genome assembly